UUGUUGUUUUGGCGCAAACCGGAAACCGCCACAACUGUCCAUCCUGUGAGGAGCUGAAGACGAAGCUAAGAAUGGAUCCCGGUGAUUUGUGAUUUAUUUUAAACCCGAAACAUCCGCAGGAGCGAGUUCAUGAAUCAGGAUCUGAACGUUUUUACUCGCGAACGCGGACAAACGUUGAAGAAGAGGCCGCGCAGGGAUGUUAGCGGUGCUGCGGCUAACAGGGGCUAGCACCAGGGUUAGCAGCAGUGUUAGCAUCAGUGUUAGCAUCACGGACGUUGUGUUUUCAGUCUGAAUAAAUCCGCGUUAAAGUUGUUUUGUUUUUUUUAAUCCACUUUUUGUUCUAAAUGGACGAACACAAAGAAAACAUCAACACCAAGGACGUGAACGUGAAGAUGUCCGCGACGAGAGAAGAAGACGAAGAAGAAGAAAAGACCAAGUCCUGCAGCAGGAUAUGUCCCGCAGCGGAGUCUGAUGCUCAGGCGUCUCAGUCCAACAGUGACUUCAGUCAUCCGGUCUACAAGGAGAUCGCCGUGGCCAACGGACACAUCAACCGCAUGUCCAAGGACGAGCUGCGGAUCAAGCUGUCUGAGCUGAAGCUCGACACGAGAGGAGUGAAGGAUGUGAUGAAGAAGAGGUUGAAGAGCCACUAUAAGAAGCAGAAGCUGCUGCAGUCCACCACCGAGGGGGGGCCCACCGACACCUACUACGACUACAUCUGCGUGGUCGACUUUGAGGCGACGUGCGAGGAAGACAAUCCGCCAGACUUCCUCCAUGAAAUCAUCGAGUUCCCGAUGGUCCUCGUCAGCACACACACGCUAGAAAUUGUCGACAGCUUUCAGGAAUAUGUGAAGCCCGAGUUGAACCCGCAGCUUUCAGACUUUUGUGUGAAGUUAACAGGAAUAACACAGAAAAUGGUCGACGACGCAGCCCCGUUCCCAGAGGUUCUCCAGCGAGUCGUAGCCUGGCUGCAGGAGAGAGAACUGGGAACCAAGUACAAAUAUGCCAUCUUGACUGACGGCGCCUGGGACAUGAGCAAGUUCCUCAACAUCCAGUGUCGUCUGAGCGACAUCAGAUAUCCUCAGUUUGCAAAGAAGUGGAUAAACAUAAGGAAAUCGUACGGCAACUUCUACAAGGUCCCCCGCACACAGACGAAGCUGAGCACCAUGCUGGAGAAGCUGGGCCUGAAGUACGAAGGUCGCCCUCACUCCGGCCUGGACGACUCGCGCAACAUCUCCCGGAUCGCGCUGCGCAUGCUGAAGGACGGCUGCCAGCUGCGCGUCAACGAGCGAAUGCACGCCGGCCAGCUGCUGUCGGUCCCCAGCACGGAUCCCGUGGAGGGAGCCCCCCCGCCGCACAGCCCCCGCAGCAGAGAGUAGCGCCACUGUUUGUCUCCACUCCCCCCCCACCCACGAGUUUAAAACAAGAAUCCAAAGCACUUUACAGAAUUCAUGUAAAGGUUUUAUUUUGGAGUUCAGUGACGGGGGAUGUGAGUUUGAUAUUAUUUAGUUAUUUUAAGACUGUGCAGGUCUUUGAUUUAACAAGUGAGUGUUUCUCUCUCAUCACAUCUGCAUCUGUUUUAACGCCACAUGUGUGAGGUCAUUCCGCUGCGUUGUGGGAGGAGCUUCCUCCACAGCUUCAGUCUCGUCAGUGUUAAAUCUGCCUCGCCGCCUUGUCAAGCUGCUAAAAACCAUCCACACGGAUUCAAACCCAUUUCAUUUCUCCCUUGAUUGUGAGGAUUUAGUAUUUUUUUUUUACCCGGGUUUGUUCCCAAGAAGAAACGGUCUAUUUUAUUUUUGAGGCAAUAAAAUACAAAAACAUCAGUUGGUGUUUAUCAUAUUUUCUUUAUCUCUGUGCCUGUUGUGUUCUAAACAUGAAAUCUACACAAAUGCUGCUCCGCUGUGUUGUGUGAAGAGCGGCAGACGCACAACGCACAACCACGUUUCCACAGAGAGUCGAGGGUUUGAAAACGCUGUUGCUGACUUUCACCGUCUGUGUCGAGAUCCUGAAACUGUCACCUGUCGAACUGAUGAACAGCUGAGUGAGUCCAUUGUGAGUUCCGUUGUGAGUUCAGCCCGUGUUGUAGGAUCGCGUCACCUUUUGUAUGGAAUUAAUGUGUAUUUCAUGGAGCCUGAUCUAUUUUAACAGGAAUAAAUAUUCUUCUGAAUGCAA
Molecule: messenger RNA, 2169 nt
Organism: Hippoglossus stenolepis (Pacific halibut)
Lineage: Eukaryota; Metazoa; Chordata; Actinopteri; Pleuronectiformes; Pleuronectidae
Gene: eri1
Product: exoribonuclease 1
Exons: 7
Coding region: 345-1376 (343 amino acids)
Biological process (GO): exonucleolytic trimming to generate mature 3'-end of 5.8S rRNA from tricistronic rRNA transcript (SSU-rRNA, 5.8S rRNA, LSU-rRNA)
Cellular component (GO): nucleolus; cytoplasm
Molecular function (GO): 3'-5'-RNA exonuclease activity; nucleic acid binding
Source: RefSeq, a predicted model, not a curated record